UUUCAGGUGUAUGGAGAAGAUGAGUGGUCUUUUGGAUACUGUGAGCAAGGAAGUGGAGUGUUUAGCUGCCCUGCUACAAAAAAUCCCAUGUAUACAUACCGUGAAAAAAUUGUUCUGGGACAAACAAAUCUUUCUAUCUUUAAGGUUAAUCAGAUUUUAAGGGAACUCAGUAGAGAGUGGCCUGGGUUCUCCUAUGACUUGCUAGCAAAAAAUUGCAAUCACUUUUGUGAUGAGUUAUGUGAAAGGCUUGAUGUUCCAAAACUUCCAGGUUGGGUAAACAGAUUUGCACAUGCUGGUGAUGCUGCAGUUGAAAUAGCAGGAAACACUGCAUAUCGUUUCAAACAAGUUAAGACGGAGAUUGUCACGGCAAGCAAGGUUGCAUACCGUUUUCUUGCAGGAAUUGCAUCUAACUCACAACGAUCCCCGGACAACCAGAGCUCUAAUAGGAAUUCACCCCGACUCCAAGUGUCUUGGUUUAAGAAUCUCAUUCCUGCUGGUGAUAAACCUUCCACGAGUUCAGUGCUAGAAGGACCAAACCAGGACGUUAUUAGGCAACAGCAGCAACUUGGUGAUGAAGCAUCACCGCCUCUAAGACAGAAUUCACGUCGUGACAGCUGAGUAACUUGAAUUUUAUCGCUUUGAAACUGUAUCUUUGUAAAAUUCGCUCUGAUUUAUCGCUUUAAAACUUGUGUUCUUUAUCGACUCAAAUGACUUGAAAAUUUGUUAGUCGCUUCGAUCUUGUAAUGAAAUGUUAUUUAUAUUAUUUGACCCCACAAUUUGGGAUUGUAAAGGACAAAUAGGUUUUAUAUCUAAACAAUAUAAUUAUAUUCCCUUGUAUUUCAUGAUCC
Molecule: messenger RNA, 848 nt
Organism: Amaranthus tricolor (Joseph's coat)
Lineage: Eukaryota; Viridiplantae; Streptophyta; Magnoliopsida; Caryophyllales; Amaranthaceae
Exons: 3
Biological process (GO): protein deubiquitination
Molecular function (GO): deubiquitinase activity
Source: RefSeq, a predicted model, not a curated record